AUGGCACCAAACCCUGAGUUCAUGCCACUUCACAACAUUUGCGAAUUCCUGAAUGCCCUCCACAUCUACACGGAAGAAGCUCGACAAGGGAAGACCAGGGCCAUUGAGGCGCAUCAUUUCUGCGCGCAUGUGCGUAAAGAUCUCCGCCAAUGCUUAAUCUACGAUUCCGGAGCCAAAGACGCACGUCUCAUUGGCGUCGAAUACAUGGUUCCUAAGCACGUAUACGAGAAGCUAGACGCCGAAGAGCAAAAGCUCUGGCAUUCUCACGAGUUCGAAGUCGAAUCCGGCAUGCUCGCGCUCCCCAAACCCGCGGCUGAACCACAGGAUGAAUGGGACCAGGCGGAGACGGAGGCAAUGAAGGAAGUUGCAGGUCUGUAUGGCAAGACGUGGCACUUUUGGCAGGUUGACCGUGGCGAUGUGCUCCCUUUGGGCUAUCCGACGUUGAUGGGCUCGCUCACGGCUCCUUCUCAGCUUCUGAAUUUGAGAGAAGCCCUCGCGACACGGAAUCGAGAUUGGCAAAUUGAUCAUGAGCAAAGAGCUUCCAUCAGACACGCGGCCAACGUCAAGGGUCCAGGAGUGCAUGAGAACGCGGACUCGUGGUGGAAGGAAGCUGAAGCUAAGUCGUUGGUGUGA
Molecule: messenger RNA, 633 nt
Organism: Neohortaea acidophila
Lineage: Eukaryota; Fungi; Ascomycota; Dothideomycetes; Mycosphaerellales; Teratosphaeriaceae
Exons: 2
Coding region: 1-633 (210 amino acids)
Source: RefSeq, a predicted model, not a curated record